AUGUAUGGUGGUUCACCACGACAUCAUGCUUUUGAAACACCAUAUGCUUAUCGCUCACUCCAUCGACAACGAUUUUUUCAACGACCACAGUCACUUGGUCCAUCUUCUCUUCCUGAAACUGUUCGUCUUGAACCACGAGAUCUUAGUUAUUUCCGACGUCCAGUACAUGAAGCAGAAGUUAAUAUAUGGCAUGAACCAGAUUCUAAACCAAUAUUUACAUUUUUGCUACGACCACGUCUUAUUCAAGAAGGCAUUGGUUGUAAAUUGAUUUGCUGCGCUAAUGGUAAACCUCAACCAAAGGUACAAUGGUUUAAAGAUCGUACUCAAAUUGGCGAGAACGAUACACAUUAUUUGACAUCAUAUGUUCAUGGUGUUUGUACCUUAGAGAUUACAGCAUGUGAAACAGCGGAUAGUGCAACAUUUCGUUGUACUGCUACAAAUCCCUUAGGUUCUGAUGAAACAUCUUGUUUGAUUCAUGUUGAAGAAGUACGUCGAACACGACGUGCUCACUCAGUUCAACCAGGUGAAGGAGACACAUCACGUGGUGGAAGUCGAGCACGUUCACCAUCGCCUGUUCGUACAAGGGGUGGAGAUUCAAGUUGGCGUGAUAAAUUAGGUGCUGGUAGUAAACCUGCACGUGAUACACUUGACGUCGAAAAACCGAAACGUAAAGAACGACGAGACCCACCAAAAUUUACUGAUCAACUUGUUGAUGCUACUGUUUUUGAAGGUGCCACAACUAAAUUUCGCUGUGAAGUUAAAGGCAAACCAUCACCUAAGAUUGAAUGGUUGAAGAAUGGCGAGACUGUACAAGUUGAAGCUCGUAUUCAACAAACAUAUGAUGAUGAUUUAGCAACAUUAGUCAUCAAAAAAGUUAAAUUAGAUGAUAAUGGAGAAUAUAUUUGUCGAGCUACAAAUGAUGAAGGUUCGGAUACAUCAAGUGCACAGCUUACUGUCAAAGCUCAUGUUGUCGGUGAAAAUGAAGAAGAAUAUGCUGCAACAUUAGCUCAAGAAGAUGAAACAGCUGUUCAAGCAGCACCACAAGGAGCAACUGAAGAAACUACUGCUGCUGCUCCUGCUGUUGAACCAACAGAAGGUGCUGCUAGUGAAACAGCAGCUAAACUUGAAGAAAAACUUCCAUCAGAAGUUGUUGCUGAAGCUGCAGAAGGUGCUACUACUUCAACAGAAGCAGCAUCAGCCGAAGCACCAGUUAGUACUGAAGCUGCUCCUGCUCCAGCAGCAGAAACAGCUCCAGCAGCAGAAGCAGCUCCAGCAGCUGAACCAGCCCCAGCUGCUGAACCAGCUCCAGCUGCUGAACCAACUCCUGCACCAGAGCCAGCACCUGAACCUGCUAAACCAGCUGCUGGUAAAACUGCACCUGGUAAAAAACCAGCAACACCAGCUGCACCUGAAAAGAAACCAGCUGGAGCUGCUGCUUUGAAAAAACCUGAACCAGCUAAGAAACCUGAAGAAAAGAAAGAAGCUGCUGCACCAGCUGGUAAAAAACCUGUCGAGGAUAAAACAAAAAAACCAGCUGCAGAUGAAAAGAAAAAGACAGAAGAAGCUAAACCAAAAGCUGCUGAAGCAGCAGCACCACCUGCUGAACCUGAACAGAAGAAAGAAGAAGCUGAACCAAAGAAAAAAGACGAAGAAGAAGCAAAAGAAAAAACAGCUGAAGCCAAAGCAAAAUUUGUUAAACAUAUUAAAUCUCAAAAUUUAAUGGAAGGUGAUCCAUUAACACUUGAUUGUGGUAUUUCAGGUGGUGGUGAAGAAGUUAAUGUAACAUGGUUACGAAAUAAUAAAGAAAUACCAGAAAAUCCAGAUUUUCGACGUGAACAUGAUGGAAAUAUAUUUAAAUUAGUCGUUACUGAAGUAUUUCCUGAAGAUUCAGGUGUCUUUUCAGCUUUAUUAAAAAAUGUACCAACAGCUACUCCACGUGUUUCAUCUUGCUCAGUCAUCAUUCAAGCACGCGAUGAAGAACCACUCGAUCCAUGCUUUAGUCAAUUUCCACAAAGUAUUGGUGUAGAAGAAGGUCGUAAAGCGAAAUUUUCAUGCACAUUAACAGGUUCAACACCAAUGUCAGCUGAUUGGAAUUUGAAUGGUAAACCACUUGAUCGUAAAUCAAGUCGAUUUGCAUUUACGGAUAGUGAAAAGGAAUUUUCAUUUGAAAUUCCUGUUGUUUUGGCAACUGAUGAAGGUCAAUAUCAUGUUACUAUUUCGAAUGAUAAAGGAGAAAUAACUGCUGCAUUCAGUUUACAUGUUGAUGAAUCGUGA
Messenger RNA from Rotaria sordida, 2274 nucleotides. Lineage: Eukaryota; Metazoa; Rotifera; Eurotatoria; Philodinida; Philodinidae. The record is from the annotation of a GenBank genome assembly.